Periophthalmus magnuspinnatus is the source of this 558-nucleotide messenger RNA. RefSeq names its product dual specificity phosphatase 29-like. NCBI's taxonomy places the organism in Eukaryota, Metazoa, Chordata, Actinopteri, Gobiiformes, Gobiidae. The record is from RefSeq and is a predicted model, not a curated record. The transcript has 3 exons. Bases 1 to 558 code for a protein of 185 amino acids. Gene Ontology annotation, molecular function: protein tyrosine/serine/threonine phosphatase activity; MAP kinase phosphatase activity. Gene Ontology annotation, cellular component: cytoplasm. Gene Ontology annotation, biological process: negative regulation of MAPK cascade; protein dephosphorylation.
AUGGGUGGAGGGGAGGAGGGGUCAUAUGAAGCCCCGCCCAUAGGCUCUCUACUGGACGUCCUGCUGAAGAACAAACACAACACUGGAGCAGUGAACCAGGUCUGGCCCAGACUCUACCUCAGCAACGCUUGCAGGUCUGUAGCCAAAGACAUAGCUCUGCUGCAGGAUUUGAGAGUGUCCCACAUAGUGAACGCUGCACACGGCACAGAGCGGAUCGACACUGGACCUGGUUACUACAGCGACGCAGGUGUGGUGUACCUGGGCGUGGCGGCGGACGACAGCAAAGACUUCGACAUCAGCGGCUUCUUCAGUGACACAGCGGAGUUCAUUCACUCUGCACUAAACCAAAAUGGUGUGGUCUUGGUUCACUGCGCUCGUGGGAUCAGUCGCUCUGCUGCUCUGGUUCUGUCCUUCCUCAUGAUCAAACGUGGACUCUCUCUGAUGGAGGCGCUGCAGACGGUCCGAAAACACCGGAACAUUCUCCCAAAUGCAGGAUUUCUGAACCAGCUCCGACAACUGGACACUGCACUGCAUCAACACAGGACUGAGAGAUCAUAA